Molecule: messenger RNA, 6889 nt
Organism: Pyrgilauda ruficollis (rufous-necked snowfinch)
Lineage: Eukaryota; Metazoa; Chordata; Aves; Passeriformes; Passeridae
Product: synaptotagmin-like protein 2
Exons: 16
Coding region: 454-3342 (962 amino acids)
Biological process (GO): exocytosis; intracellular protein transport
Cellular component (GO): exocytic vesicle; plasma membrane
Molecular function (GO): neurexin family protein binding; small GTPase binding
Source: RefSeq, a predicted model, not a curated record
UGCUUGAACUCCACAGAGCAGAUUUCCCUGCUGAGGAGAGCGCAUGCCAGAGGUGCUGGGGUUGCUGUUGGUGAGAAGAGCUUUGGUGCCUGUUGAGGCAGGAGCUCGCUGCUUCCCCUGCUUCCCUCUGUGACUGACGCUGGCGUCCGGAUCGCUGCAACCCUGCCUGAGGAAAAGCGAAGGAGCCCAAUUGUGCUGAGAGAAUUUUCCUGGCAGGGGAAGGCAUGCAGUGCAGGGAGCUCUGCCAGCCAAGAGCCUGGAAGUGCACGUCCAGGUGCUAGGGUGAGUUCCACCCAAGCCAUGCUGUGGUGACUCCUUUCUCUGCAGCGCAUCUUGCUCAGCACCAGGGCGGCUCUGAGGGGCUGCCCAUGGCCCUGCGGCAGCCUGGGCUGGAUUACUGCCUGCUCUGUCUCUGCUUGAGCCCUUGAGGAGCUGAAGAAGACAGUAGGGAAGAUGUUGGACUUGAGCUUCCUGACCGAGGAGGAGUAUGAAAAGCUGAUGAAGGUUCUGCAGAGAGAUGCAGAGCUGAAGAAGAGGGAUGGGGAUCGCAUCAGGAGGAUACAAGGUUCCAUCACAGAUGAAAAGAAGAAGAAGUUUGUGACAGGUGAAUGGUUUUCAGAAGUGAAGGCAAAGCGCUUCCAGGAGGACUUGGCGGGGCCGGAUCUACUUCGGGCAUCAAUUAGAAGGAAAAAGGGCAAACUAGAAAAUGAGGUCAACAAGCACAUCCAGACGAGCCUGGAAAGCAAAGCUGCUCCAAGCCCUGCCUUUCCUGAGGACAUUGCUGAUGCAGGAGAGGGAAGAUCCAGUACACCUACUCUUGAAACCACAGAGCAGAAAAUUUUGCCAAAACCAAAGCCAAGACUUCCUGUCCAGUUGUCUGCGUCGUACAAGAGAUCCAGCAUACAUGAUGUCUCUUCCUCAGAGAGUGACACUGGAACAAGUCCUUUUGUGACUGCCACAAACAGCUUUCAUUUGUCUGGAAAAGGUCAUGGUGUAUCUCCACUGCCCACCAAGCCUUCAGAGGAUGCUGUGCCUCAGCCCAGCACUGCAGCUGGAGGAGAAGCUGCUGAUGGGGCCACUGGCACCACAGAGGGGCCAAAAACUCCACCAGAAGAAACUUAUCCUCCCAGCAAAAUACCAGUUAAGAAGAAACCGAGCAGAACCUUCCCCAGAUGUGAGCAGGUUGUGAAUCACACGGGGCCAGCAGAAAACAGCCUGGCAAAGGAGGAGUCUCUGGCAGGCCCCAGAGCACUGCCCACAGCAGGGGAGAGCAGCUGGGCUGGCAGGCAGGGAGUGAACUACACGAUCUCAUCCAUGAGUAACAAGGAGGAGGAGAUCGGCCUGGACCGUGAGCACUUCAGGAACCUGAAGAAGUUUUGGGAGAAGGGAGCAGACGGGGCGGCAGGGGGGAGCCCGGCGGCAGACGCCGGGCAGCUCAAGCUGUGCCGCUCGCUCUCCCUGCAGGCUGGGCAAGGCCAGGAUGCUGAAGAGAAACCUGGUGCCUUCACCAAAACAAGGACCCCCCACAAAAGGACAAUAACGUUGUCUUCCAGCGAGGAAGAGCCAAGCUACGCCACUCCUGCAAGGAAGGCCUCAGCUUCUGUCACUCCCAGAUCCACAUGUGCCAAGAGCAAAGGGGGCCUGGUUACAAGAAAUGACUUGCUGAGUGAAAGCAAUGGGAAGGUGCUGAUGCCAGAGGAAGAGAAGGUGGUGCAGCACUGCUCCAAGAAAUCCAGACUGCCUGUGCGAGCGCCUUCCAUCCAGCUGGAGUCGCCCACCGAGGAUGUGUGUGGCAGCACGCUGACAGGGACACCCGUGGAGGAGCUGGUCGUGGCAGAAGAGCGCAAGCCCACGGCGAGGUCCCCGGCCAGCACGGUGCAGAUACUGAUCGAGCCUGUGCCCUCAGAUGGUGAAAGUGAUGGUGAGAAACAGGAAAGAUCUGAUUUGGGCACGCAAGACAACAUGGAAGUAAAUGGAGAGCUACCUGAGGAAAAAAUGUGCAAGUCUUCAGACCAGCCAACACCCGGUGAACCAUCUGGAGAGAGAGAAGCUGUUCAGGGAACAGACUCAGCUGUUUACUCAGAGGAAGAUGGGGAUCAUUCUCCUGCUGCUCAGGCACUGGCCCGAGCAAAUAGCAUUAAUCUUGCAAAGAGCAUGGUGAACAUUUACACAACCACAGAGACAUACAAUAAACCUCAUUUGAUACCACAUCAAUUUCUUGAACCUGAAAGAGUCAAAGAACUGAGCAGAUCCUCUCCUCUCCUGUUGUCUGAGACGGAAUCAGACACGGCCUCGGAAAUCAGCGUCCAGCUGAGCAGGCACAAGAAGGCACCCAGCACUGGCAGCCACUCGUCCGACAUGGCCUCUGUCUCCUCGGUGAGUGGCAGUGUGCUAAGUGUCUACAGUGGCGAUUUUGGGAGUGUGGAUGCCCAAGGAACCGUGGAAUUUGCUCUAGACUAUGAUGAGAAGAACCGGGAGUUCCAGGUCCACGUGUCCCAGUGCAAGGACUUGGCUGUCGUGGAUGAGAAGAAAGGCAGAUCUGACCCGUAUGUUAAAACUUACCUGCUCCCAGACAAAGCUAGGAUGGGUAAGAGGAAAACAUCAGUGAAGAAGAGGACAGUGAACCCCAUUUACAAUGAGGUGUUACGGUAUAAAAUAGAGAAAAUGGUAUUGCUGAUCCAAAAAUUAAAUCUCUCUGUUUGGCACAAUGAUCCAUUGGGACGUAACAGUUUUUUGGGAGAGAUUGAAAUAGACUUGGCCAGCUGGGACUGGAGCAACAGGAAACUCAACUGGUACCCGCUGAAGCCCCGGAGCCUUUCUGCUGUUAAUGGUGUGGAUCAUCGAGGAGUGAUGAGCUUGUCCAUUAAGUAUGUCCCCCCUGGAAGCCUAGGGCCCAGGAAUCCUCCCUCUGGCGAAGUUCACAUUUGGGUCAAGGACGUCAAGGACCUGCUGCAGUUGCGUCCAUCCGGAGUUGACUCCUUUGUGAAGUGCUAUGUGCUUCCAGACACCAGUAAGAAGAGCUACCAAAAGACCCGAGUCAUAAAGAGAGACACAAACCCUGUUUUCAAUCACACCAUUGUGUAUGAUGGCUUCCAUACGGAGGAUCUGAAGGAUGCCUGUGUUGAACUCACGGUGUGGGAUCACGAAAAGCUUACCAACCAUUUCCUUGGAGGAAUCAGGCUGGGCCUUGGGACAGGUUUGAGCUAUGGCAUCUCUGUGGACUGGAUGGACUCCACACAGGAGGAGGUGGCCUUUUGGCAGGAGAUGAUGUUGGCUGCCAAUGAAUGGAUCGAGGGAUUGCUGCCACUGCGCUCACUGGCAGGGAGGAAAAAGCUGAAAUAACCCAUUGGUGGUGCCAUGGAAAUGCCCGAUGUGCUCAUUAGAAUUAGGAAGCUUCCUGCAGCAGGGAGGAAUCCACAGGGCUGCAAGUGUCAGGGUAAUAAGGCAGUCAAUGGGCAUCACCUUGGAGGUGUUAAUGUUCAGUACUAAUCCACUCCCAGAGGACAUGGAAGAUGCCAAACUGAUGCCAGACACGAUUUUAACCAAGAAGAAACUUAAUUUGCCUUUGUGUUUAAUCAUUUAUGUAUUCAGUAUAUUUGAAUUCCAUUAAGCUCUGGGAACACUGGCAGAAGGAAAAGGAGAUAUGGAUACUUUUUUCUUUUUACCAUUUCUUGUGCCAUUUUUCUUCUCUGCAGAGACGUAGUUGUACUGAAGCAGCAGCAUGGUAUUAUUCAUACUCCCUGCAAGGGGUACACUUUGUACUUGGUGUACAAUUGCUCCAAAUCACCAGCACAGUUUGAGAAUGGGAGCUUUGCAUUUGUCACCUGUGAUAACACCUCUUUAACGUGAGGAAAAUUGAGUUCCAAGGUGCAUCUAAAGAAAGAGAGGACUAUUUGCAGCAGAAAAUGAAGAAACCUGAGGAGGAUGACAAUGAGGAAUUUGAUAUAUUAAUUUCUUUGUGCUUUAAUCUGAAAGAGUGCAGGGAUGCUCUUAGAGAUAGUGGGAUUUUGCAAGCAGGGACUGUUUUCCUGGCUUUCCCACAGGCUUCCUCAGAGACCUCAGGCAAGUCUCUUUGUGAGAGUUUGAGUGCAAUAUAAACUGUUUGCCCAGAUGUAAAAUAUGAGUACAUUGCUAAGGGGCCUUUGCAAUGCCUUGUGUGCAAAACAUUUCAAUAUGAACUAAUGAGGUAGGAGGCAGUGCCACGUUAGCCUGGGGUCAGGGGUGGAAGGUGACAACCUCACUGGAGCACAGGAGAUCCUGGGAGCUGGGGGCAGAGGUGAGUGGGGAGUGAGUGAAUGUGCAGGGAGUGCAGAGCUGCACUUUGCUGGGGGUCUCCUGCAUCUGCAUCCCCUGCUGCCCUUCCCCUCUUCCUUUCACCUGAUGCCUGCUAGUGAGUUGUCAGUGGCUGGGAUUCCCCUUUUGCCAGUAGCUUGCAAACAAUCUUUACAUGUGGCACAUUGACCGUGGUGGAGUGGUGUUGUGAAUACAUUUUGAAUUGCAGCUUUGUAAUUUCUAUUCUGGAUGUACAUACUGUGAUUAAAUAGAAUGUUUUUCUUUAGUCAGUUGGUCAUCUUGUACCUAUUUUCAUUGUGCUUCAAAUAACAGAAAAGCAAAAGAGGUGUUAAAUUUUGUUGUGUUAAAAUGAGGCAUUUUUGCCAAAGGGCAGGUGAAAUGUCAUGAAGAAAUAAUUUUUAUAACUAUCCUACUUUAGAUUUUGGCUCUCUGAUUAUUUUGAUAUUCUUCUUUAAUGGAUUGAUUUUAUUUAACUCAAGCCUACUGUGAAUUUUCGGCUUAGUAAAGAUGGUUGUAAAUAAAUGAAUGGAAAAAUGUACACUUAGAGUAAUAAGACUUUUUCUUUAAAUGGAAACAUUUGGGAUAUAAUCAGCUUUCAUGGGAAAAAAGAAAUAAUUAAAGUGGUUUUGCAGUUGGAAAAAGGCAAUAAUUGGAAAUGCACCAGACACAGUAAUAAAAUCACCACGAGAGAGUCCACAGAGCAACAGAAUUAAGCAGUGACUGUGUAAUGAAGGAGCUGAUACAUCUGUAACAUCAGCCACAAAUACUUUGUAGGGGGUCCAGCCUGACAUGUUUUGUUUACCAAGAUUUGGUCAUUUAUUACCUUUGUGGGAUAAAAUAACGAUACUGGGCUGAGUUGAGAGUUUAAAAACAAUACAAUCUUUACCUUAGGUGCUGAACGUGUGAAUAUUUAUACAUGUGUGUACCUGACCUGCUGAGGAGCCCUGGUCUCAGGGGGGGUUGAGCUGGAAUUGAUGUGCACAUCAGUGGGUGGCUGGUGGCUUGCAGCAGUGGAGUUACCCACAGCACUGCUGCUUUCCUCCAGGGUGCUUCCCUGUGCCCAGGGACGGGGAUAUUCCUGGGGACAGACUUUCUGCUGUGGCUGGGGAAGUGGUUGGUAGCAGCAGGGGCUCUGUCUCAGGUCCUGGUCGCUUCCUGGUGGGUUCAGCUGAUUCCAUCAUGACAGCAGAGUUAACCCUCCUCCUCCUCCUCCUCCUCAUGCAGCAUACUGCAUGGCAAUGUUGCCAAAAGUGCUGGUUGCAGUGCUGGUUGCAUCAGUGGAGCUGGAAAUGGUUGUGUUGGUGUGUCAGAAGAUUAACAUUGGUGGUGCCAGGAAGGGGAUAAAAGGGGGUCAGUGGGCCAGUUCAUCCCAGCAGAGUUACUUUUAUGAACUUGGCAUGGGACUUUGUGAGACUAUUUUUGUAUUCAGAUUCCAUUGAGGAUUUUUUUGUUAAUCUUUUGCUGGCUUGUUUAUUUAAAUUAAACCCUGAUUAACUUAAGAAGCUUUCUUUGGCAUUUAAUAGUUUAUCAGAGUAAAAGAUUACACUGCCAAACCACACACACUUUUGUCACACAGCUGAUUCUGGGGCAGUAAAAUUUGCUAUGCUCUCUGUUUCACUUACUGCACAGAAAGCACUUUAACAUAAAAUGAUUUAAGGCACAUUUAUUGCCAGUGUCCUGUGGAGGAGCAGAGGAUCUUGUGGGUACAAGGUUAAUGGCCUGUUUGCUUGUGGUUUAUGAUGCUGACAUUUGUUGUGUGAAUGCUGGACCUCACAGAGACUCUGGCCUGCAAGUGUGUGCUGAUGGCACAAGAGUAGGGUUCUAACUGGUGAAAAUAAAAGAAAAACAGAUGGAAAGUUUUCUGACUGUAUUUACUAGUUCAUUGUAGAAAGGGUCAAGCAAAGCUAUGUGCAAAGGUGAGAGCCUGUGCUGCCAGUGGAUGUGGUUUGUGCCUCUCCCUUCCCUGCACAUGAGGGAAGGUGCAGUGCCAGCAGUGGCAGCUGAGUGACCCCUGGGCUCUCGUUGGACACAGGAGUGACCCAGGGACUGAGUGGGCCCAGGAGUGCAGUGCCAUCCUUUGAACAUCAAACACAAACCUCAGCACCUGCAGCAGAGCUGGCAGCUGCUUUCCAUGAGGCUUCUGCAUUUGUUAGCCAAUGUGCUCUCUUCUAGGUUAUGUCUGAUUUAUGUAACUUUUUAUUGGAAAUCUUCCAGGAUUAAAAGAAAAUGGAGAAAAAGCAAAAUUCUGGGAAGUAUUUCUGCUUCAAUGUGUGCCCCACGGCCAUUCAAUAUGUAAUAUGAGUAAUUACAGGUAUCAGAAACUAUUGAAAAUAGUUUAGAAGCCAACUAAAGAAGAGAAAUAAAGAAUUGUUGAAUCUUGAAUGAGUGUUUCAGCAGAGAUGGAAAGAAGUGGAUUAAUUAAUUAUCCAUUACUAAAUAUUUGCCUAGCUUUAUCCUUCACCAAGACAGGGAAAAAUUGAAGUACUGUAGAGAUUUGGAGAUAAAAAUUGCUGGCUAAAUAAACCCUUGUAAUAACGUGAUCUGUUGAAAUUAAAAAAUGCUGCAUUUUUGCAAGUUUGUUAAGUCAAAAAAUGUA